Molecule: messenger RNA, 1100 nt
Organism: Harmonia axyridis
Lineage: Eukaryota; Metazoa; Arthropoda; Insecta; Coleoptera; Coccinellidae
Product: chymotrypsinogen B-like
Exons: 6
Coding region: 200-1081 (293 amino acids)
Biological process (GO): proteolysis
Molecular function (GO): serine-type endopeptidase activity
Source: RefSeq, a predicted model, not a curated record
GAUUCGAUAUUCCGUCCACAAGAAACGACCACUUUCAUUGUUCUCACUAUCACUCUCACUUGGUCAUUCAAACCACAGAAUACGACGGAUUAGAUCCGUCUGUGCAGGACCAAUUGUACUGAUGCAGCAUCGAGCCCCUGGAAGUGCGUCCUACCCCUCAGUGGCAUGAACACUGAGAUAUCACAAUCCUGGUUUCAUCAUGGGCUUGCAGCUCAGAACGAUUUUCAUCCUGUUGGUGAUACAGGAGACGAUCCUGUCCACCCAGCAAGAUUGCGGUAGGAGCGUCAGAAGGUCGAGGCAACCACGUGUGGGAUCUCUUGGGAGGAUUAUCCAAGGGAAGCAGAGCGUAAGGGGAGCUUGGCCUUGGCAGGUUUCUUUGCAACUCCUGCAUCCUGAGUUUGGAUUUCUUGGACAUUGGUGUGGAGGUACGUUAAUAACUCAAGACUGGCUACUUACUGCUGCACAUUGUGUAAAAAAUGAUCUUUUUAACCUACCCCUUCCACCCUUAUGGACUGCUGUACUAGGAGAUUGGGAUCGUGAUGUCGAAGAAAACUCAGAGGAAAGAAUACCUGUUGAAGAUAUCAUCAUUCAUGAACGAUUCCAUAACUACCAACAUGAUAUUGCAUUGAUGAAGUUGUCACGACCUGCUAAAAUAAUGGGUGAUAGCAGAAUAAGAUCCGUGUGUCUUCCAACUAAGAGACUUUCCUAUAACCAAACCGCCAAGUGUGUUGCCACUGGUUGGGGAAGAGAUGUUGAAGAUGGUUUGUUACCAGGUAAACUUCUGGAAGCCAAGGUACCAGUUCAUGAUAAUGCCGUGUGUAGGAAGAAGUACGGCCACACAGUUACCAUAAAAUCUGGACAUCUUUGUGCUGGUCAUUUGGAUGGAUCUUCCGGAACUUGUGUCGGUGACAGUGGUGGUCCCCUCCAGUGUGUUCUAAAGGAUGGAAGAUGGAUACUAGCAGGAAUAACAUCCUUCGGUUCUGGAUGCGCCAAGCCAGGAUUUCCAGAUGUUUAUACUAGACUUUCAUAUUAUUUACCUUGGAUCAGAUCGAAAGUGAAAUCGUUAACUACAGUUUUGUGAUACAUAAAUGGGUUCUGUA